Aedes aegypti (yellow fever mosquito) is the source of this 947-nucleotide messenger RNA. RefSeq names its product endocuticle structural glycoprotein SgAbd-3 (gene Cpr49Af). Gene Ontology annotation, cellular component: chitin-based extracellular matrix. The transcript is spliced from 3 exons. The coding region runs from base 448 to 855 and encodes 135 amino acids. Gene Ontology annotation, molecular function: structural constituent of chitin-based larval cuticle. The record is from RefSeq and is a predicted model, not a curated record. Lineage: Eukaryota; Metazoa; Arthropoda; Insecta; Diptera; Culicidae.
CAAAGUUUUUGAGACCCUAGCAGGGUUGGGUCUUGCCGCUCUAAUUGGGUGGGAGAGUUUCGGAACAACAUGUUUACUUAUUGCACUGUGCAUUGGAAGCAGAGCGGCGCCGCGGUCGGAGUUUUGCCGCUGAUUGGAGUUUUCCGUGCACGAUGGAUGAUGAAAAUCCCAGAGAUCAGACAAUCGUACUCACAGCCAGCAUUCACGAACAAGUUGCCAUUUGGCCGGUGGAUUCUUGAAGUUGGGUUGUGGUGAGGUUUCCGACUCUAAGGGCAGUGGCUGAUGGGGAGAACACCCUUUUUCUGUUUCUGCACUUUUUUUUUAGUUUGGCGUUUUACUGCUAUAUAAAUGCAGUUUACUAGGCCAUUUUUGGAUGCAGUGCUGUAUCACAUUCGCAGUGUUCUGGUGGGAAGUUUAGAGCCGGUGAAUCAAGUGAAUUAAUUCAUAAUGAUACUCAAAGGACUAACGUUUUUGGUCGUGAUACUAGUUGUGAGUGGUCAGCAGAAAAAUCAGGGACCAAAAUUUAAGGACAUCCCUAUUGUGUCUCACGAAAAUGUGCUGGAGGUUGAUGGGAAGUUUCGAUACAGCUAUGAAGGCGGUGAUGGCACUCGAGCAGUUCAGGAUGGACAGCAGAUUUUCGUGAACAAUCAAGCCGGUACAGCUUCGCAAGGGCAGUACACCUAUCAGGGCGAUGAUGGCAAAACCUACAGCGUGUCCUACACUGCCGAUGAGAAUGGAUAUCGUCCCUCGGCUGAACAUCUUCCAACUCCUCCGCCAGUUCCGGCACCGAUUGCACGAGCCUUGGCAUUUCUCGCAACUUUGCCGCCUCAGAAAGAGAAUAACAGGAAGUUUUGAGUACUAUAGGUGUAGUGUUAGAUUUUUAUUUAUGAAAGUGUUGCUGCAUCGAUUGAAAAACCAUGCCAAGAUGGUUUCGAAGCUACGAGUGA